AUGACUGGGUCAGAUAAAUUAGAAAGUGCGAAUGACGUCACAACAUCUGAACAAACAUCUGACAUGACUUUUGAAAAUAACCCUGAAAAUCUUGUUUGUUCUCGUUCAGAUGAAAUAGAAUUCCCAGGGAAAACUAUAACAGUGUUUGGCAAAGAUCAUGUGGACAAUAUUUCUCACUAUGGUAGAAGAUCGGUAACCAUAACACCGUCAGCUAUUGAUGUUGAUAAUGUUGGACAUUACCAUAACAAUCAGGUUUACAAACAGAGUGAGAACUUUGUCAGCUCUAACGAUUCCAAAACUCGUACUUUUGAAACAUCUCGACAGAAUGCCGGAAGAACAUUAAGUGAAAAAUCUGAAGACAGUUUGAAUCUACAUUCCGACCGCGGAUUCGUUAACAAGUCUUCAAAAACGAAUACACAGCUUCCAAGGUCAUCACACAAGGUCAGGGAUAACAGCGAAUCUGAAGUCAGUAUUGAUCUCAAAUCUGACAGAUCUGUCAGUAAGUUACAAAAAGAUAAACAUCGAAAGCUAGAACCGUUAAUAAGCACGCCUUUAAAAGAAACUGGUUUGAACAGAAAACAAGGUGAUUGCGGGUAUAAUUCGAAGAACCCUGGCAGCAUCUCAAGUGUUGAAAACAAAGAUGCUGUUUUAUUAAGUGGCAAAAGUAGCACAAUGACACCUGCAAACCAGCCAUCGGAUAAACAAGAAGUUUAUAGUGACAGCAGUUCCAAUUCGAGUGACGAAUCAAUCAAAGAUGGUGGCUUAAGCCCGGAUAUAUAUAGAACAGAUCAUACACGGAGCGGAUCUAGACCAGAAGUGAUUCGAAAUACGUCAACGCCCGCUACUACUGAACAUGUAAAACAUUACCUAAGUUAUGAACAAUCAAAAGUCAUGGUAAUUCCGGAUGAACAUUCUUCGUGCAUCAUAUCGGUACCUACAGGAGAGGGAAGUUCCGAAUCGUCCAGUGAAGAUAAUGAAGCCGUGAUAAAAGAUGGAGAAAAGUCGAAAGGGAAAAAGACAACGAAGAAACGAUCAAAGAAAAAGAAAUGGAGGAAAAAGAAACAACCAUUUGUUUCUCCGGAACAAACUGAUAAUACUGAAAAAAAUAAAAUGCCUAAAAAGAAAAAGACAAUUAAAAAGAAAAAAGCUAAAAUAAUCAUAUGAAC
Molecule: messenger RNA, 1166 nt
Organism: Mytilus trossulus (common blue mussel)
Lineage: Eukaryota; Metazoa; Mollusca; Bivalvia; Mytilida; Mytilidae
Exons: 4
Coding region: 1-1164 (387 amino acids)
Source: RefSeq, a predicted model, not a curated record